UACACUUUUAACGGCAGUCGCUGAUCAACUUUUACUGACGCUUAUUUUACGAAUAGUGUAGCGAAAUGUUUGCCUGUUCAACAUCGGCCGUCCUUUUCAUCUUGACCCUGUCGUCCUGGCUUUGCCAUCAGUCCUCCUGGGCUGCAUCCAACUAUUGUACGAUUUCUACGUGCGGAACCCAACGGCACACGCUCUGUCUCUAUCCUAACAGCGGUCCAUCCAGUCUGUGCAGAAAUUACGAUCCGGCACCGUUGUCAAGUGACGAAAAAGCGGAAAUCGUUGCCCACCAUAAUCAGCUUAGACAGAGAGUUGCCAGUGGUCAGGAAACUCGAGGACGUCCAGGACCUCAGCCACCCGCCAGUGACAUGAAGGAGUUGAAAUGGGACGACGAAUUGGCAACGAUUGCUCAACGCUGGGCUGAUCAAUGCGCUAUGAUUCCUCACGACGAUUGCAGGGAUACCGAAAGAUUUCGCGUCGGUCAAAACGUUGUGGACUACUGGAGCAGUGACAACGUGAAUCCGCCAAUCGAAAACCUCGUGGCGGGCUGGUACGACGAAGUUGGACAGUUCAGCAAGAACGACAUUGACGUUUAUCGGUUUGAUGAAGCCACGGGACACUACACGCAGAUGGUCUGGGGAAACACGUCGUUCAUCGGAUGUGGACGAGCCCGUGACAUGAGUGGCGGAUAUCAUAUUCGACUGGUUUGCGAUUACGGGCCUGCCGGCAACUUCAUCGGUAGACCGGUAUACAAAACCGGUAGACCUGCUUCCGCCUGUACUGAUGGUGUCAGCAGAACCUAUCCAGGCCUCUGUAGUUAGGAAACGAUAUGUAGACAAGUUUCUCACACACAUGGCAUGCCGAUAGUGAUGUAAAGUAUGUUGUACCGACUUGCUAGUUAAGUAUGCACAGUGAAUGUACAAUUGAGGUGCUCCUUGAAAAGAUUAUUUUUGAAUUUCAGUAAUUUUUUCAAAUUUUUAUGUCAACUUUAACCGGUGACCCAAAGAGGGUGGAUUCCGUUCAACCUUUUCAGAGUGACAUCAAAUCUACCGAACAAAUUUGGAUAAAAUUUGGUCUAGGGAGGUUGUGUGGGUCGCUGAUUACGAAUCUGAACUCAAAAUUUUUUAAUUCGAAAUAGUGGAUCCAAUAUGACAAUAUCAAGUGAGUUUUGGGGUUUUACCGCAAAGCUGGUCAUAGUUAAUC
Neodiprion fabricii is the source of this 1200-nucleotide messenger RNA. RefSeq names its product venom allergen 5-like. NCBI's taxonomy places the organism in Eukaryota, Metazoa, Arthropoda, Insecta, Hymenoptera, Diprionidae. Gene Ontology annotation, cellular component: extracellular region. Bases 66 to 818 code for a protein of 250 amino acids. The transcript is spliced from 5 exons. The record is from RefSeq and is a predicted model, not a curated record.